Pelecanus crispus (Dalmatian pelican) is the source of this 848-nucleotide messenger RNA. The record is from RefSeq and is a predicted model, not a curated record. NCBI's taxonomy places the organism in Eukaryota, Metazoa, Chordata, Aves, Pelecaniformes, Pelecanidae.
CUGGUUAUGCCUGCUGUGUGGGACAGACAGACAGACGUCUUUCAGGGAGUCUCCUACUUUGUGCGGCGUCUCCUCCUUCCCCCGCUGGGUAAGUAUCGCCUGCAUGCGCAGAAGCAAAAUCAUCGAGAAUGCCAAAAAAUCCUUGGCCUCUCUUAAGAGACAAAACCCUCGGCUUGAGCCAACGCUUGCCAUCAUUCAGGCACAUAAUGAUCAUUUGAUUCAAGAAACAAACAAGAAAUUUGCCGAAGAGGUUGGUCUACGUGUUAUUCACAUCUGUCUCCCAGAAGGCAGCAGCAAGGAUGAGAUUGUCAAUGAAAUCUUGAGACUUAAUGAGGAUCCCAAUGUGCAGGGCCUUGCCCUUGACCUCCCAGAAAGCUUAUAUAGCAGGAAGGUAUUAAACGCUGUGAAACCAGAGAAGGAUGUAGAUGGAUUAUCUGAUGUAAACCUAGGACGCUUGGUGCGUGGCGAUGCCUAUGACUGUCUAGUUCCUCCUACAGCGUGUGCUGUGAUGGAGCUUCUUGAAGAUUUAGGGAUUUCACUUGACAGUGGAAAGACGGUGCUGCUGGUGGGAGCCAGCGGGGCGGUGGGUGCUGCCUUGCAGUGCAUGCUGCAGAGGGAGGGAGCGGCGACCCUGAGCUGCCAGUGGAAGGCCCCUCAGCUGCAGACCAAGCUUACCUCUCGCAGCAGGUCGCUGAUGGGAAACAGAAUAGGAGGCCUAAGCAGGAGGCAGUUUGAGGCUUUGCACAUCAGUCUUCCCAAGUUCAUUUUAACUUUUGGCAGUAAAGGAGUUUCUGCUUUGCCUGGAGGACUAAUCAGCAGAGCUCGGAGGAAACCUACCUUCCUCGUCU